AGAAGGCUGUGGUUGGAGCAGCUGAGCAGUGAACAUUUAUUAAUCAGCUGACGUAAAAUAGGUUAGCAGUGAGUUAACAGUUAACAUUUUAUAUUGUAAUAAGAUUAAUAAUUAUUGUACUGUCAUUCUCAUAAUUUUAUCCUUUGUUAUUGUCAAAUAAAUAUUUUUAAAAUGGUUAACUAUGCUAGAAUAGCGUGCGGAUUCGUUUUUCUAAUAUUUGCAGUGUUUACCUUUAGGGAUAUAUUUGGCGAAACAACUCCUGAAAAAGAAAUUCCAGCUACCAAAGUUGCAGGUUUUAACAAUAAUGUUGGCCCAACGUUGAAGUUCCUUUUCUGUUAUUCGUGUGGAUACAGAAAAGUAUUUGACGACUACACAACUAUAAUACAAGAGAAAUAUCCGGAAAUCAGUAUUCAUGGUGGAAAUUAUGACCCUCCUAGUCAUUUCAUGUUACUUGUCAGAAUUUUGAGCAUUGCAAGAGUGGCACUAAUAAUCUGCAUCAUAAGUGGAGCAGACGUAUUCAACUACUUGCGAAUGCAGCAGCCAUCGUGGUGGCAUUGGUGCCUUGAAAACAAGUUGUAUGCCUGCGUUUUCAUAUUUUUCAUGUGCAAUGCACUUGAAGGUCAUCUCAUUUCAACGGGAGCGUUUGAAAUAACGCUAAAUGACAUGCCAGUUUGGUCGAAACUUGAAACUGGAAGAAUUCCUCAGCCACCAGAAUUGUUCCAAAUCAUCGACAAUCAGAUGCGAUUUGAUGAUCAAAUUGAUAUUAAACGAGGAUUUGCAAAACUGUAACGUUGAUCAUCCGCCUUUUCAUGUGCUAAAACGAUAAAGUAUGUGUUUCAUAACAGGUGUACAUCCAUGAAUAUUGCUGGCGUUCAUUCAUUAAUAAGUAUUGACAAAUAUAUUAUGUUAUCCUUUAAAUGUAACGCCACUAAAUUGACUAUUUGUCAAUAAUUUAUCUUUAUAAAUCGAUUAUAAAAACUCGAAAUUUGAAAAAUCGAAUGCAUUUUCGAAGAUGUUAUUAUUUUUUGUUUUUUGUAUGUUUCUGGUUAUAUUUUGAUUGAGAAUAUUUAUAGUUUUAUUUAAGUUUAGAUAAUCUAUUAGUGAAUUGACUGCAAAGUUGAUAAAUAUAUUUAUUGGUAGACGUUUUGUUAUGAAAUUAUAUCAUAAAUGAAUAUCCCUUUUGAAAUUUUCUAGUAAUGGAAAUUGAACUAUUGUAUUAAUCGUAAUAGUCAUUAGCUUCAAAGUGAAGCUUAUAAGCGUUGAGCAUUAUUUAGUGAUCUAGUUCAAGUUUAGUUUUGGGUGAUGGAUGUUAAAAUAUUCAAUGAUAUCAUUCCCUAAUCAUUUAUAUAAUGAGCAGUUUCAUGCCUGUACGUACAAGCUCUGCCACAGUUUACCCGACUAUAUCAUUUUGAAACCCCAAUGCGAGUGAUUAAAAUAUAUCAUCGAACGUAUUUAUAGUUUUGUUGAGAUACUUAAUCGAGUAUUACUUUAGACCAUUGAAUGAUAUCAUCAGUUGCUUGUACAGGAUUCUUCUGCAAGAAAUACCUCAGAUUAUGUUACUUUCCUUUUUAUAGGAUCAGUUGUUACUAUUAUUAAGUUCUUAUAGAUAAUUACAUAUUUAUAUAGUUUUAUUAUUGUUGUAUUGUCAGCCCUUUUAUUUGGUUUCCCUAGAUGUUGAAAAUUAAGAACGAAUGUUUCUACUCGGUUUGGUUGAAUUGCAUGUUUGACUAUUGUACAGAAACCACAUUAUUAUAUUAGCUUUAAGUCGUAAGCAUAAUUUAUUUAUUUUUUCCGUGCCUCAUCUGAUUUUUCUAGUUUUGAUACUGCUAUCAGGAAGUGAGUACUUGUUCGCAAAGUACAGAAAUGCUUCACUUUCAAACAUACUGAUUCAUUUAGCUUGAAUUACUCAAAAUAGUUUUUUUUGUAAUUGUUCAAAAUUUUCAUAUUCAUUUUAUCAAUGUCUACAGAUAGAUUUGAUAAAAUCUUUUAUAACCACUACUUCUAGCUGUUAUCAGGCUUAUUGACUCAUCCAGAACAUGAAAUCUAUACUCGAAAUAAAAAAAACGAUACAUUGAUACAUAAAAACACAUGAAAUGAUUGGAAUUAAAAAAAAAACGGUUUAUAGCCCUUACUAUUCCAUUCCCAAGUUUUGAUUGAAAAUUAGCCCAAAAGAGGUUAGUGUUAAGAAUCAUGCUUUUUAAAUUAAAUAUUCUACUAAAACGAUUUUAGUUGAUGGUGUUGUUUUACAAUUUGACAAAGUUUUUUGAUUUUUUAAACUAGUUGGUUGGAAUCUAGUCAGAUCCUAAUGAAUAAAAACAAUUCGCCCCCAGAAUUUGUGUGUAGUAAUCCUCAUAGAUGUUUGAUUUGUGUGAGAUGUAUGUUCACAUAUUAUAUGUGAGGAAAUGAAGCUGUGACAAGCUGAGCACUAGAAGAUGGUCCCAAACACAUUAAGCUGCGUACAGACUCGAGCACCACGAGCACGCGCAUUUCACUUUUUAUCAACUAAUUAUAUCUGUAUUCAUACAGAAACUGUAAGGUACAGAUAUAAUUAGCGUAGCAUCAGCUGAUGAAAAGUGAAGUGCCCGUGUUCGUGGCACUCAAGUCUGUACGCAUCUUUUGAUGUUACAUCAUUGUUGUGCAAAAUUGAAUGUUGCUCUGGCCAUUUGCAUUCGGUAGUCGUUCAACUUGCUUGCAUAAGUGUGCUGAUAACCCCCGUUAGUCAGCACUUUUGAAUUGAUUCAGAUGAAGAUACACCAAUUAAUUGUACUUCUACUGCUAAAGCGGUUGUUUCCACAACUUAGAAGAACGAUCGAGAAAAAUCUAGUACCAUAACAGAAGAUGGUCGCAAGAAAAUCGUUGCAGAGACCACCAGAGGCAGUGUUGCUCUUACUUAUCCACAGUCACUUCCUAAGUGACCAUGACUACAUCCAGAGUAGUCCAUAGAAAUAGACUAGAUUCAGAAGUGAGCAAUCUUCCACUGAGUCUAUGCCACCCAUCUGUGAACCCACAGUCAAUAGGACUAACAAGGAAGCUCUUAACAAAACGUUCAGUUGCAGAGAGGUAGCUUCUGCAGCAUCAGUUACAGCAUUUUUGUUCUUGUUAAUAUCCUCAUUUUUGCUCAUUUUUCCCAUGGGUUAACAACUGAAUGACAUGAACCCACUGGGUAAUAACACACAUCUAAAUCAGAACUAUCGCUAGGGAGAACCAGUGAAGGUAGUUUCGAUCAUUUCAAUAGUCUGGAUAAAAAUGCUUAAAAACCCUUGAAUUAUUUAUUACUUUUCCAAAACGUUUUCUACAAGAAAUGCAGCAAAGUCUAUUUGUGUGUGUUAUGUAGCAUAUACGAACAUGAUUAUUUCAAUAUCUGCUUGAAAGUGACUAUUUUAAUGAUUUUAAAUGAGUUUCCAAGAUAAGAAACUUAUGUGAGACCAUUUUAAGGUCGUACCUUAUAAAAUUAAUAUAGAUUAUAUAUGUAUUCAAUGUGAUUUUAUAAAACUAGAUUCAUCACAUAUUUCAAUGCUUUCUGUAAUUUUCCUAAUAACUUGAAUUUUUCCUUAUUUUGGCACUAGAAAAAGUUUUUUCUAAUGUUCUGACAUGUCAUGUUUUUGUUAUUUGUUGUAAAUACAGUGUAUAAUAAUAUAUUAGUUUCGUUGUAGUUCAUCUGUGUGUCGAUUAUAUUUUAUCUCUUCCAAAGUGUGUCUAUCAAUUCAACCCUCUUUUGUUCAUAUUAGCAAUACUGUAUUGAUAAUUAAAAUUAAAUUUGGUACAGUAUUUUUAAAAAUAAAAAUGAAAUUAAAAUAG
This is a messenger RNA of Nilaparvata lugens (brown planthopper), 3798 nucleotides long. RefSeq names its product thioredoxin reductase-like selenoprotein T homolog CG3887 (gene SelT). The transcript has 4 exons. NCBI's taxonomy places the organism in Eukaryota, Metazoa, Arthropoda, Insecta, Hemiptera, Delphacidae. Gene Ontology annotation, biological process: cell redox homeostasis. The record is from RefSeq and is a predicted model, not a curated record. Gene Ontology annotation, cellular component: endoplasmic reticulum membrane. Gene Ontology annotation, molecular function: thioredoxin-disulfide reductase (NADPH) activity. The coding region runs from base 172 to 789 and encodes 205 amino acids.